AUGCAGGAAAUGACAGCCCGGAUAGAAGCUCAAGCAAGAACCUGUAUUCUGAUUUGGGGGCUCCUGCUGGCUAUCUCCAGCUGCUCUGCCUAUGAUGAGGAUCUAGUCAAGUGCUUCCAGGACCCAGAAUAUGAGUCCAUCCUCACCAUGGCCCAGGAUAAGCUCCCUCGCUCCCCACUGCCCAAACACAUAGUGGUAGUGGGAGCUGGUGUAUCAGGCCUGACAGCAGCCAAGACCCUGCAGGACCUUGGUCACCAGGUAACCAUUUUGGAGGCCAGUGACCACAUAGGGGGUCGAGUAGUCACAUUCAGGAAUAAGGAAGAGGACUGGUACUACGAGCUGGGGGCUAUGCGAAUUCCCAAAUCCCACAGACUGACCCAUACCUUUAUCGAGAAGCUGGGCCUGAAGCUGAACAAGUUCAUCCAAUUCGAUGCCAAUACCUGGUACCUAAUCAAUGGACAACACUAUCGUGCCAUGGAGGUCAUGGACAAACCAGAGCUCCUGGCCUAUUCCAUGGACUCUACAGAGACAGCCAAGAAUGCCAUGAAUCUCUUCUACCAGGCCAUCACCAAGACAAAACAAAAUCUGAAAAUGUCCAACUGCAGCCAGCUGAUGUCCCUUUACAGUUCUUACUCCACCAAGGAUUAUCUGCUGAAGAAAGGGCAACUGAGCAGAGAAGCAGUAAAGAUGAUCGGAGAUGUGAUGAAUGAGAAUUCUGGCUACUAUAAGUCCCUUCUGGAGUCCCUGCAGAACAUGAACAUCUCCAAAAGUGAUGACUUCUCUGAGAUCACAGGAGGCUUUGACCAGUUCCCCAAUGCCCUCAACGCCAGCCUGAGGCCUGGCACUGUCCAUCUGGGGUCCAAGGUGGAGAUGAUGGUGAGGAACGGGCCCGAGGUCCAGGUUUUGUACCGUGUGGGGGGACCCACAUCAAAGCUGCACAACCUCACAGCAGACUACAUCAUCAUCUCCAGCUCAGCCAAGGCCACUCGCCUCAUUGCCUUCCAGCCACCCCUCUGCCCACGCAAGAGAGAUGCCCUGCGUUCAGUGUACUACACCAGUGCUACCAAAGUGAUUUUGGCCUGCAACCAGAGAUUCUGGGAUAAGGAUGGAAUUAGGGGUGGGGUAUCCAUCACUGACCGGCCCUCACGGUACAUCCAGUAUCCCAGUCACAGCUACCCCAGUGGCAAGGGUGCCCUACUGGCUUCCUACACUAUAGGCAAUGAUUCCCUCUUCUUCACUGCCAUGAAACAAGACCAGGUUGUAGACAUUGUUCUAGAUGACCUGGCAGCUGUGCAUCAGAUACCCAAGGAGGAGCUGCAGCACAUGUGCCCCACCUCAGUGGUCAAACACUGGUCCCUGGACCACUUCACCUUUGGUGCCUUUGCUCAGUUCAGACCCUACCAGUUUGUGGACUAUUCACAGCAGCUCUUCCAGGCAGAGGGCCGCAUUCACUUUGCAGGUGAGCACACCUGCCUUCCCCAUGCGUGGCUUGACACUGCCAUCAAGUCUGGCCUUCGGGCAGCCAGGAACAUCCAGGCUGCUGUUGACAAGGAGAUGUCUCUGCAGAAGCUCUUCAUCAAAACCCAGGAUGGUUUCUCCCCCAAGAACAAUCCCUGA
This is a messenger RNA of Octodon degus (degu), 1617 nucleotides long. Its product is annotated as L-amino-acid oxidase-like. Gene Ontology annotation, biological process: amino acid catabolic process. The coding region runs from base 1 to 1617 and encodes 538 amino acids. The record is from RefSeq and is a predicted model, not a curated record. Lineage: Eukaryota; Metazoa; Chordata; Mammalia; Rodentia; Octodontidae. Gene Ontology annotation, molecular function: polyamine oxidase activity; L-amino-acid oxidase activity. The transcript has 7 exons.